GUGAAUUCAGCUUUCUAGAACUUCCCAUCGGAGAGCGGCAAUCAGGGCUUUGGCCGGAUAGCCGAGAGGACCAGGGAAUCCCAGAUAAAAGCAGAAUGACAAAGGCAAAAGUUGACAUCACUUUGAAAAAGUUGCAAGGAUUACACCGUCACCGUCCGCCAGAACCAUGUGGGUGAACAAGCUCGUGGCCAUUAGCCUCCUGAUUGUUGUCAUAGCGGCUGAGGAAAAGCUGAGUGAACACGCCGCUGCCCUGGCAGACAGCAGCGUCAAGCUGGGCCUGAACCUCUAUCUCACCAUGGCCAAGGACAAGGGCUCCGAGAAUAUCCUGAUCUCCCCUGUGGUGGUCGCCUCUUCCCUCGGGCUGGUGUCACUCGGCGCCAAGGACCCAACCGCCAGCGAGGCCAAGGCGCUGCUUGACAUGAGCAAGGUCCAAGACGACAAGCUCCACUCCGCACUAUCCCAGCUGCUGGUCGAAGUCAGCAAUUCCACAGCGCGCAACGUGACUUGGAGGAUGGGUAGCCGGCUGUAUGGGCCGACCUCGGUCAACUUCGCCGAGGAUUUUGUGAAGAAGAGCAAGAAGCACUACAACUACGAGCCUUCCAAGAUCAACUUCAGGGACAAGAAGGGUGCUCUGAAGUCCAUCAAUGAGUGGGCAGCAGAAACCACCGAUGGCAAGCUUCCCGAGGUCACCAAAGACCUGUCGAAAACUGAUGGAGCCAUGAUCAUCAAUGCAAUGUUCUUCAAACCUCACUGGGAUGAAAGAUUCCACCACAAGAUGGUAGACCAGCGUAGUUUCAUGGUGAGCCGCUCCUUAACAGUUGGGAUCGACAUGAUGCAUCGUACAGGUCUUUAUAACUUCCAUAAGGAUGAAAGCAACCAGUUGAACAUUCUGGAGAUGCCUCUAGCCCACCAGUUAUCCAGCAUGGUCUUCAUCAUGCCCUACCACCUGCAACCUCUGGACAAACUAGAGAAAUUGCUGACCAAGGAACAGAUCAGUACCUGGCUGGGCAAGCUUCAGAAACAGGCCGUGGCCAUUUCCUUGCCAAAGGUCAAGCUGGGGGUUAGUCACGAGCUGCAGAAACAUCUGGCCAGCAUUGGUUUGACCACAGCGGUUGACAAAAGCAAAGCAGACUUGUCCAAAAUUUCCGGGAAGAAGGACCUGUACCUGGCCAAUGUUGUCCAUGCGGCUGCCCUGGAAUUGAGCACUGAUGGGAACCCAUACGAUGCCUUCAUCUAUGGGCGAGAGGACCUGAAGAAUCCCGAAAUCUUCUACGCCGAUCACCCAUUCUUCUUCUUGGUCAAGGACAAAAAGACUAACUCAAUCCUGUUCAUCGGGCGGCUAGUGAAGCCUGAGGGUAGCAAAAUGCAUGACGAAUUGUAGCCUCAGUUCAGAUUCAGUACUUAAGACGCAGAUGGUGUGGUUGAUGCUCAAAAUGCAACAUAUUUUAAAAGUUUUUUUUUUAAAUGUCAACUAUUCUGCCUUAGCUGUUUGACCUCCUAACCUUUGGGUUAGAGUGUUAGUUGUUUGAGAAUGACCAUCUCCAACCCCAACUCAAUAGGAUAUUACAGGCCAGUUAACUAAAAGCAGCUGAGGCUUCCAGCUCCUCUCUGGUUUCACAGCGCAUUUUCCACUCCAACCCUAUUACUGCUUCCACCGCUAAACUGCCCAUAAAAUCAUUAACAAGAAUGGGAUUGAAGACCAAAUAGAACCAAGUCAUAGCAGCACAGGAACAGGCCAUUCAGCCCAGCUGGCCUCUGCCAGUAUUUAUGCUCCUCACUAGCCUCCUCCUUGUUUAACCCAUCCCUGUCACCAUAUUCUUCUGUUCCUUCCUCCCUCAUGUGUAUAUCUAGCUUUACCUCAUAUGCUCCACCUGGGAAUGCGUUCCACACUCUCACCAUUUCCAGGGAGAAGAAGUUUCUCCUGAAUCCCCGAUGAGUUUACUGUCCUAUAUUGUUUUUAUAAAACAUGUCGACCUCCUCUCGAAAAGCCUGAUUUGAAAUAUUUUGAUUUUAACCUCAGCUUGUUUUUUUUAUAUGCGGAAUAUACUCCGAGAGUUCCAAAUUCCAGCGGAGUGGUGGGAAAGUGGAACAGUUUGAACGCCACAAGCUUCGUCCUCCGUGGAUCUGACGUGAGGGUUUUCAUACUCAGUCCACUGAGGCACAAUAAGCACCCAGCAGCAGGAUUCUGAACUCCGCCUUGUCCUCAGGGAGCAAUUUAUACUUGAUAAACUUGAUGGAGCACGAGCGACCAGUCUAUUCACAAAGAUAUCUGGGGCAACUCUAUAUCACUGAGUCAGCCUACAUGCACCACUUGGUUUAUGUUACUUAGAAUCUGGCUAGGCCAGCAUUAUAUCUAUUGCCCUUGUUCAGGGGGUAUUUUAGAGUCAACGAGAUUGUUGUGGGGCUGGUAAGGAGAGUAAAUUUCCUUCCCUAAAGGCCAUUAGUGAACCAAUGGGUUUUUAAUGACAAUCAGCAUCAGACUUUUAACUCCAGGUUUUUUUUAAUCACCAUCUGCUAUGGUGGGAUUCAAACCUGGGCCCCCAAAGCAUUACACUGCGUCUCUGGCACCAGUGACAAUACCACUAUGCCACCACCUUGUCUCACCCUAUCAGCUUGAGUCCUUUCUCCUUCAUGUGUUUAUCUAACCUCCCCUUAAAUGCACCUUCGCUAUUCACUUCAGCAACUCCAUGAGGUUGAAAGUUCCACAUUCCAGGCAGAAUCGUCCCAGACUUGCACUGAAGUACAGCACUCAGUUCUUCCAGCCUAGGACAGCAGCAUUGAAGACAUGGCCCUGAAAGGCAAGAAGGCAGCCUUUGAGCACCAUUUGGACACUGUGGAGUUUGUGAUGUCCUCCACCUCUGCUCUGCCCACAGAAAGGGCAGCUACA
This is a messenger RNA of Carcharodon carcharias (great white shark), 2887 nucleotides long. Its product is annotated as serpin H1-like. Gene Ontology annotation, molecular function: serine-type endopeptidase inhibitor activity. Lineage: Eukaryota; Metazoa; Chordata; Chondrichthyes; Lamniformes; Lamnidae. Gene Ontology annotation, biological process: collagen fibril organization; negative regulation of endopeptidase activity. Gene Ontology annotation, cellular component: endoplasmic reticulum. The record is from RefSeq and is a predicted model, not a curated record. Bases 167 to 1381 code for a protein of 404 amino acids. The transcript has 6 exons.